CAAAUAAAAAAACAAAAAAGAAAAACAAAAAAAAAUCUCUCUCUCUCUCUCACUCCGCCUCUCUCUGAUUCUCUCUCUCUCGUCAACAUCGCUGUCGAAGAUGGCGACUCUCUCCGGCCUAUUCUCGACUUCUCCGUCUCUGAAUCCAGCCAAAACUACCGCCGUUAAAUCGGUUUCGGCGGCGGCGAGGGAUACGGUCUUGUUUCCACCUACCUCGAAACUAGCGGAUCGGUCAUUGACGCUGUUCACAGCUCGGUCGGUCGCGCGUGACGUUUCGGCGGCGGAUUUCUCGAAGACGAAUGACGGAGUUCCGGUGGGUGCGGCGACGAGGAAGAAGAAAGGGCUCGUGAAGGAUCCGCGCGCGCUGUGGAGUCGGUACCUGGACUGGCUGUACCAGCACAAGGAGCUCGGGCUGUACCUAGAUGUGAGUCGGGUCGGAUUCACCGACGAGUUCGUGGCGGAGAUGGAGCCGCGGUUCCAGGCCGCGUUCAAGGCCAUGGAUGAGCUCGAGAAGGGUGCGAUUGCGAAUCCUGAUGAAGGCAGGAUGGUCGGACACUACUGGCUCAGGAACUCAAAGCUCGCACCGAAGCCGACGUUGAAGACCCAGAUCGAUAACACGCUCGAUGCUAUUUGCAGCUUUGCCGAUGAUAUAAUCAGUGGCAAGAUUAAGCCACCGUCUUCACCAGUAGGUCGGUUUACUCAGAUACUUUCUGUCGGAAUUGGAGGUUCGGCUCUUGGACCUCAGUUUGUCGCGGAGGCAUUGGCUCCUGAUAAUCCUCCAUUGAAGAUAAGAUUCAUUGACAACACAGACCCGGCUGGAAUCGAUCACCAGAUCGCGCAGCUUGGGCCGGAGCUUGCAUCUACGUUAGUGAUCGUCAUUUCGAAGAGUGGAGGCACUCCUGAAACGAGAAACGGGCUGUUGGAAGUACAGAAAGCAUUCCGUGAUGCUGGCCUGACCUUUGCAAAACAGGGCGUCGCGAUAACACAAGAAAACUCGUUGCUGGAAAACACCGCUAGAAUCGAAGGUUGGUUAGCUAGGUUUCCAAUGUUCGACUGGGUGGGUGGUAGAACAUCAGAGAUGUCCGCAGUUGGUCUGCUUCCAGCAGCCCUACAGGGUAUCGACAUUAGAGAGAUGCUUGCUGGCGCUGCAUUAAUGGAUGAGGCAACUAGGGCGACCACGCUCAAGAAUAAUCCUUCAGCACUCUUAGCUAUGUGCUGGUACUGGGCUUCCGAUGGCAUUGGCUCGAAGGAUAUGGUCAUUCUUCCUUACAAAGACAGCUUAUUACUAUUUAGUCGGUAUCUCCAGCAGCUGGUCAUGGAAUCACUAGGAAAGGAGUUUGACCUCGACGGUAACAGGGUUAAUCAAGGGUUAACCGUGUACGGAAACAAAGGGAGCACAGAUCAGCACGCCUAUAUUCAACAGCUGAGAGAGGGUGUGCACAAUUUCUUUGCAACCUUCAUCGAGGUGUUACGCGAUAGACCCCCGGGUCAUGAUUGGGAUCUCGAGCCCGGCGUCACUUGCGGGGACUACCUGUUUGGGAUGUUGCAGGGAACGAGAUCUGCUCUAUAUGGGAAUGACAGAGAAUCCAUCUCCGUGACUAUUCAGGAGGUGAACCCAAGAUCUGUGGGAGCUCUUGUAGCUCUGUACGAGAGAGCGGUCGGGUUGUACGCCUCACUUGUCCACAUCAAUGCUUACCACCAGCCUGGGGUGGAAGCUGGGAAGAAGGCAGCAGCAGAAGUUCUGGCCUUACAGAAGCGUGUAUUGGCAGUUCUUAACGAAGCCAGCUGUAAAGAACCGGUGGAGCCAUUGACACUGGACGAGGUAGCCGAUCGUUGCCACUCUCCGGGAGAAAUCGAGAUGAUAUACAAGAUCAUCGCUCAUAUGGCGGCGAACGACAGGGUUCUGAUCGCUGAAGGAAACUGCGGAUCUCCUCGCAGCGUCAAAGUAUACCUCGGCGAAUGCAACCUCGAUCAACUCGACUCUUGAAUCUUCUCUGGAUCAUUCUCUCUUCACUCUCGAUUUACUGUGAAGGGUAAAAAGGACCAUGGAAUAAAAUCUCAAACGGGUGUUUUGGGGGAAAAAAAGAAAUAGAGAUGGAGAGAAACCCUAUACCCUAACGUCUCUUUUUUUUUCAAUCUUUUGUAAAUGGCUUUUCAAAUAAGCAUUUUCUUCCUUUCAAGUGUUUUAAUUAAUCCUCUGUAUUAAUUUUCAUGUCCGAGGCGAAAAGCCUGUUUUCACCGUUGAAGUAAAAAUUAUAACCCCGUUAGAAGUCCA
Tarenaya hassleriana is the source of this 2275-nucleotide messenger RNA. Its product is annotated as glucose-6-phosphate isomerase 1, chloroplastic. Gene Ontology annotation, molecular function: monosaccharide binding; glucose-6-phosphate isomerase activity; carbohydrate derivative binding. Lineage: Eukaryota; Viridiplantae; Streptophyta; Magnoliopsida; Brassicales; Cleomaceae. The record is from RefSeq and is a predicted model, not a curated record. The transcript is spliced from 15 exons. Gene Ontology annotation, biological process: glycolytic process; glucose 6-phosphate metabolic process; gluconeogenesis. The coding region runs from base 101 to 1987 and encodes 628 amino acids. Gene Ontology annotation, cellular component: cytosol.